Messenger RNA from Anopheles funestus (African malaria mosquito), 708 nucleotides. Its product is annotated as pro-resilin-like. The record is from RefSeq and is a predicted model, not a curated record. Gene Ontology annotation, cellular component: extracellular matrix. Bases 169 to 471 code for a protein of 100 amino acids. The transcript has 3 exons. Lineage: Eukaryota; Metazoa; Arthropoda; Insecta; Diptera; Culicidae.
AGUUGCCAGCAUCCAGUGCAUUCAAGGCAUCCGAACAGCUUCUACGUCAAUUCCUACCCGAAUGUGUGUCUCGUAAGUUGUUCUAGCUUACUGUCAGAACUUCUCGCUCACCGUACCCGGCUCAGCUGUCAAACUGGUUCUACUGAUCAACCGUCGCUGUCAGUUAUCAUGUCGAUCAAGGUGCUAGUGUUGUUUGGAGUGAUGCUGAGUGUGUGUGUGGUUUGUCUGCAUGCGGCACCGCAGGCAGAGAAAUAUGAAGCUUACGAGUACAAGUACGAGGUGAAGGACCCCGAGAAGCAGCUAUUUUUUGACAAAAACGAAGCAGGAGAUACAGCUGGCAAGGUAACGGGACGAUACUCCGUGUGGUUGCCAGACGGUCGCCUCAUGACUAUUAAGUACAUCGUGGACAAGGAGGGUGGCUUCCAGCCGGAAGUCGAUUUCCAGGACAAUGCGAACCCACUCUCCGGUUAGUGACGAUCGUUCCUUCAUUUCGAUACUAUCAACCCUCGCCCCACAAAACCUCGUGUCGUGACGCUUGAAACGGAUUGGUACUUGGAUUCUACCUGGAUUCUACCGGCUUACUGUAAGACGGUAGAAGGAGAGCAUUUUAAUUUAUACUGUGAGUCGCUACGUUCACUAUCGAACUAGAUGUAUAGGAUAUUGUAAAUAAAGUUACCUUCUUAGUCGAUCUGCCUGCAAGGUGUAUAA